Messenger RNA from Anoplopoma fimbria (sablefish), 2973 nucleotides. RefSeq names its product CDC-like kinase 2a (gene clk2a). Bases 153 to 1748 code for a protein of 531 amino acids. Gene Ontology annotation, biological process: protein phosphorylation; regulation of RNA splicing. Lineage: Eukaryota; Metazoa; Chordata; Actinopteri; Perciformes; Anoplopomatidae. Gene Ontology annotation, molecular function: protein tyrosine kinase activity; ATP binding. The record is from RefSeq and is a predicted model, not a curated record. Gene Ontology annotation, cellular component: nucleus. The transcript is spliced from 13 exons.
AGCGACACAGCAAAGGCGAGGAAACACAAGUGGCUGCUCGCUAGCUGCGGAGCUGUGAACAUCGGGGCUAGCGACAAGAGAAGAGAGAAAACUGGAUCGCCAUCACGGAUUUCUUGUGGGACAAGCGCACGGGCCUCGCUGCUAAAACGCAGAUGCCUCACACUAGACGGUACACGUCUUCGGACAGAGACAGUCGAAACAGCUACCAGGACCGCUACAGAGACAGAGGGCGAAGACACCGGCACAGAAGAUCACCUUCCUACUCCUCCAGCAGUGACAGAGAAAGAGACCGAGACCGAGACAGAAGGGGACGAGGACAGAGACAGGAAGGAAGCUUUGUACGCUCAAGGAGUCGUAGCUUUGAUAAUCGCUCAACGGAACACCGGCCAUUUGACCGAAGAUACUGCGAGGGAUACAGACGCUUGGAUCAGAACCGAGAUCAAGACCGCGACAGAGAAAGGGAACCACAUGGAGCCGCUGAAAGUUACUAUCCACGCAACUUCUCCCCAAACCUGUACGACUACCGACGUGGCCGUGAGAGGGAACGUGAGCGGGACGAGUCGUACCGGCGGAAGGGCAGCAGGCGUAAGCACAAACGAAGGCGACGUAGAACCAGGUCCUAUAGCCCAUCCUCCUCGCGGAGCGACAGCCGGACGAGGGCACUGAGUGUGAGGGACGACGAGGAAGGGCACCUGAUCUGUCGGAGUGGGGACGUCCUGCAAGAGAGAUAUGAGAUUGUCAGCACUUUGGGGGAAGGCACCUUUGGGAGGGUGAUGCAGUGCAUAGACCAUCGCAGGGGAGGAGCCUCGGUUGCUCUGAAAAUUAUCAAAAAUGUGGAGAAGUACAAGGAAGCAGCUCGCCUGGAGAUAAAUGUACUAGAGAAGAUCAAUGAAAAGGACCCUGAUAACAAAUACCUGUGUGUGCAGAUGUACGACUGGUUUGACUACCACGGUCACAUGUGUAUCUCCUUUGAGCUGCUAGCUCUCAGCACCUUCGACUUUCUUAAGGAAAACAACUACCUUCCCUAUUCAAUUGGUCAGGUCAGACACAUGGCCUACCAAAUCUGUCUUGCUGUGAAGUUUCUCCAUGACAAUAAGCUGACACACACAGACUUAAAGCCUGAGAACAUCCUAUUUGUCAACUCAGACUUUACAAUGUCCUUCAAUGUAGAAAAGAAGCGGGAAGAGCGGACGGUUAAGAGCACGGCAGUACGUGUGGUGGACUUUGGCAGUGCUACUUUUGACCAUGAGCACCACAGCACCAUUGUGUCCACGCGGCAUUACCGUGCCCCUGAGGUCAUUCUAGAGCUGGGUUGGAGCCAUCCCUGUGACGUGUGGAGCAUUGGCUGCAUCCUGUUUGAGUACUACCUCGGCUUCACCUUGUUUCAGACUCAUGACAACAGGGAGCAUUUGGCCAUGAUGGAGAGAAUCCUGGGACCAGUGCCAUCUAGAAUGAUUCGUAAGACGAGAAAGCAGAAAUACUUCUAUCGUGGCCGUCUGGACUGGGACGAGAGCUCCUCAGCAGGGAAAUACGUCAGAGAAAACUGCAAACCCUUGCGGCGGUACUUGCUGUCGGAGGCGGAGGAGCACCACCAGCUGUUUGACCUCAUCGAAAGCAUGUUGGAGUAUGAGCCCUCCAAGAGGCUAGUGCUGGCGGACUCACUCAAACACCCUUUCUUUGAGAACGGGGCGAUAAGCGAGGCAGGAAGCAGCAAAAACUGGGAGGGCAACCGGGACAUCAGCCGGUGACCCAUGAGCCUCCAUAGACUGAAUGACAGGGGAGAUCAAGUCUUUUAUAAAUGGAGCAGGUGAACUGUUAAAUUAAACGGAGCUUCUGGUGUUUUCUGUCAUUUGUCAUUAAAGCAUGGACACCUUAACUUCUUGCUCCUCCACCCUGCUCCUCUGACGUCCACCUCUGCAGCCACAAGAGGCAUGUUUUUUGCAGCAGAGACACCAAAACAGCCCUCAAAAGAAUGGAAGAGAGUUGAAAAGAUAAAGCUUUUAUAGCCGUCACAGCCUGAAUAGAGGACAAUUAUAUUGAAGGAUUGUUUGUACCCAAAGUAGCCCUCUAUGCAGCUCCUGUCUUCCUUUUAACUACCUUCCUCCUACCGUCCGUCCGUCUAUUAUUUUCAUCAGCAUGUAAAGAACAUAAUUCACAUUUAUUAGGAAAUAAGCACUACAAACAGAUAACACCAAAAAUUAGUUUUGGAGAAGAAAUGUCUUCCUAUUCUGAAGUCUAAGGAAAGGGUAAAAAGGAGAUGGAGCUGUAUGCAGUGCAAGUCCUCACCCACAUUAUUCUAAACAUGGAGACAUGCAAGAUAUUCCAUUAUGUUAACAUCAAAUUCAAAUUGAAUGUCAUAUAUCCUUGGAAAUUGCAAGUAUCCCCAGUAGAGACAAGUGUCUCGGGUUUAUGUUUACGUUUUUGUUAAGUGAACACUUGCUUUGCAUAUCAUUUUUCAUGUUUCUGUUAAUAUGUCUAAAAGGAUUAUCCCUUAUAUGGAGACUCUUGCCCUUAAUUUGCCAAUGAGAUGAUAAUGGAGACGGACACUCCACACACACACACACACACACACACACACACACACACACAGGCCUCUGUGGCCUGUCUUAUUGACAGUUAUAUGUUUGUUACGUUAUGCAAUGCUUUGUGUGUGUGUUUGUAGGGAUGGGAUGGGAUGGCGUGAGUGAGAUGUUCAUAUUAAUGUUUGGCUCAGUGAAUAGUUCAGCAUUAGUCAUGGGAAUAUUCUUGCAUACUUUUAAACACAAAAUAUAAACUGCCUUUUCCGUGUGUGAUUUGGUCAGACCUGAAGUCUCUCAUUUAGGUUAAGCACACAGCUCCUGGUUGUAGCCAAUGAGACACACACACAACUCCUGUUGCCGCUAUUUAUUUGAUUUGUAAUAGGUCAAAAUCCCCAACCCCCACCUGUACAUGACAUGUUUUUUUUUGUAUGAAAUUAAAGCGUAUAAAACUGUA